Dermacentor albipictus is the source of this 3247-nucleotide messenger RNA. RefSeq lists its product as uncharacterized. Lineage: Eukaryota; Metazoa; Arthropoda; Arachnida; Ixodida; Ixodidae. The record is from RefSeq and is a predicted model, not a curated record.
UGCAGACCCAAGCUGAGCGAGGUCCGAAGCCUUUGUGUGCGCCAUGUCGGCGAGUGGCAGUUCUAGCACGAUGGAGCACAGCUGCACGGAUGCCACCACCCAGACGCCUCAGACGCCCUUUGCAGCCUGGAAAGAACAAGAGCGCCACCUGGGAGUGCAGCGUUUAGGUGCGAUAGAGGGGAGAGCACGGGGUGCGAACCCCAACGGCCCCCUUGGCACUCCUUACCAGCUGUUCCGUCCAUGCAACGGUGAAGGGACCCGGUGUCGCGUCGGCCUUCGCGACUCCGAGACGCAGUUCGAGAGCAGCUGCAGCCAGCGCUGGCAUCGCCGCGUCACGGCGGCGCUGUGCGUGGCCGGCGUGACGCUCUCGUUCGUCAUCCUCGCCCUGGGGCUGCUCUUCGGCGGAGGGCUGGGCCGAGGGCCGCGUUACCCGUGGAAGAACGCGAGGGCCAACGCGUCCGCCAACGCGAGCAGCCCAAACCCAGGCGGCAAGCCGGAAAUGCCACUGCCGAAUCGACUCAACAAACUGGGUGACGUAAACACUUGUUUUUCAUCAGUUUCAAUAAAGAAGCGCUAACCGUUUGCCGGAACCCCUAAGAACAAACUUGGAUUCGACAUUGUGACAGUGCUUGGUAUAAAAGAAGCAAUCGCAUAUGCUGGAGAUUUUUGUAGUUCCGUUGGCUACUUAAUUCCAACAAAGCGCAUCAUGUUAUAAAGUAACGGGUUUUCGGCCAAAAUUGCGUCAUGUGGUAUUUGUGAAUCACAGCGCAAGAAAUGUGAACGUUCUGAAUUGAAAACCGCCCAUAUAGUUGAGAUCGGCCAAAAAUGUCACAUGAUGCAACGAGGCAUUCUUGGCACAGCGCUGUGAGCGCAAAUGAGCUGCUGCAUCAUUUGUUCUACAGUCGUUGCGCAGGCAGCUCGAGAUAAAAGUUGCGUGUCAGUGCGCACAUUGUAAUCCGUUAUUUCCGCCGACUGGAAGAAAUGUACUUGAAACUGUAUUUUUUUGCUCACAAAUGCAUUUACUGUGGUUGAAAUUGCGCAUUCUAGAGUUCUAGAAUACGCGAACGCAAGCGCGAAUGAUACGGAUUGUCUGAGCGCUGGUACAAGUGCUGGUUCACAUUGAGAAAAAAACAUCGACCAAGUAACCUUUACGUAUUGGUUGAGACGUUUUAGUUACGUGAAUUGCAUAAGAACCGUAGCUGCUUCGAGUGCUGGUCAUAAGUACUGGUGUAGGUGCUGGUGCAAAUGCUGGUGGAGCCCUGUGCGUUUUAUCAAGCAGGGAAACAUAAAACCAUUGUUCACUGGUGCAGGUGUGGAAUAGGCUUUUUCCCUUUAUUUUUUUGCACUGAAUAAUAUAGACGCUUGUGGAACUAUUGAGCUGGGGCAAAAACUUUGGAAUAUUUUUUCUUCUGCAAAGUGAUGAGCGAAAGAGCAUAUGCGUGAAGAAAAAAAGUAGGUUCAGUUUCCUAGAUUAAGCCAAGUGAUGAAUUCAAAGCCUCCAUAUAUUUUUGUUGAGAUAGGUCGCCUUUACGCAAUCUGCUAAUAGAACUAUGAAACUGUGAUGUGCUGGUACAAUUAUUGAUGCUGACGUAGUGCUCACUUGGCCUGAAACAUGCAUGAGUAUUAAGCCUUCAUUCGUUCAUGUGAGGGCUUGAUAAAUUGGAUGUGUUGAAUGUGACGAAGCAAACGAAGCAUAAACCAUUUGUAGUGUAUAUCUGUCGAGUCUUGCAAGUGGUAUUUUGGCGUAUAGAGUUUAAAUGCAAAGCUUAAUGCUUAAGUGCAUGGAUAUAUAUAUUACCGUGAAAAUGCCAUUCUAGAGAAAAUUCAGUGAUGCUGAAGAUUCAUUUUGAGCUUCGUAAGUAUUGUCUGUUUAUUCACUACUUUGACAAAACAGAGGAGAACAGUGUUGCAUUGUACGGCUUAAAAAUAUGACGCAACAAUGUUUUUGCAUAACAUUUCAGUAUUUGUGUUCGCUUACUGACAGCUGGAUCGCUCCUUUGCUUUAUUUUGUCACACAUGUCUGUCUACACGAUGCAUAUUUAUCGCACAAGAAGAAAUCCAUGUAAGUACACAGUGUCCAUAAACUUUUCACCUUUUAGCUGGACUAAAGCUGCGAAUCUUGAAAGUACCAAAAAUUUGCCUUCUCUAACCACACACUCAUGAACUUCGUGAUGCAAGCCAUGACGUCUGUCGGCAUCAUCCACAGUUUCUUCUGUCUUUGUUGUCCACGCUAUCCAAGUUCUUAAGAGGCUUCGCGUCUGUGAAUUAGCCGAUCUAAACAGAACGCCUCUACAGUCCGUCAAAUUUCUUAUACAUUAGCCUGUAAGAAGCAUCAUGAAUAACUUUUGCCUUUAAUUUUUGCUUACUUUCUGAACAUGAUUUUAGAUCAAAGCGGUGCACCUGGAAAAAAAAAGUUAAUCUCGAGGACAUUGAAAGCAACACAAGCGUACUUUCUUUUUUAACCUUGGAGGCACAUCCGGUGUGUUUUUGCUUCGAGCGAGAAUAUGUAGUACGGCCACCAAUUCUUAACAGCUUUAAAUAUUUCUCGAAGCAGUUUACAACCAAACUUCUUUUCCCUGAAAAUGCUGACUUGUUUAUAUUUAAGUACGCUUACUUUAGCAUUUUGUUAAUGUAGUUGCGAUUUUCUGGUUUAAGCUCUCCGCCUGUUUCGGCAACAUGAAGCGCCUCAAGCUGCUGUUCCGGCUUUUUGCAAGAUUUCUUUUCGUCAAAUUUUAUCGCCGAAUAUAGAGCUCCUUUCUAUCGGGAAGAAAGAGCACCCCAUCCCUUAAUACAAAGACUCGUGCUGCAGCUUCCCCGGUGCUUUUAUGGGAGAUGCACGCUCGUGUUCACAGCCGUCAGAAGGUCCCAGGGAGCUCCCGUCAGGAAAGUAUAUUGCCAAAUAGUUGAGUUAACAGAAGAAAUUGUGGUGAAAAGGGACCACCGAGGUCUGACUCGACUGCGAUAUAAUAAAGGUAAAGUAUGGCAAAUUCUGAAAUUCGCAUAAUUGUUGGGCUGUUGCGAGUGAGCGUCUACUAGAGUUGCUUCUUGUCUUAUCGCCCAUUGCACGUCAUAGAGAAAGCUGCAGCGCUCAGAUUACUUGUCAAAUGAUCCCGUUGUUUUUUUUCUAUAUUUUGACAAAAUGAUUGAGUUUAAUUGCGGUUUCUCUGCUUCCUUACUUUCAGACAUCGCUGCGCAGCCUCCAAAGACGAAGAUGACAAAUAUAUCGAACGAAGCUACUACCCCUUAA